AUCAGCAAUGGCGAUCACAGAAACCUCAGCGUGUCAGCAAAACAACACGGAGGGGGAGUGAAUUUAUUGAUACCAGUCAUAUUUUGAAGGAACAUUAUAAUAAUUCCAUCUAAUUGUGAGCAGUUUCUGUUCAGCCGAAAGCUGUCUGGGUUUCUUCCAGCAGCACAGUAGAUGUCCACCCCCUCAGAUACAUCAGGUGGUAUGUCCCAUCCUGGCCCUUCUCCGGGAGCUGGUCUCUCCCCAGGGCCAAUCUUGGGCCCCAGCCCUGGACCGGACCCCUCACCAGGCUCUGUUCACAGUAUGAUGGGACCUAGUCCAGGCCCUGGAACACCCAAUGCACCUCAUGGCAUGCAGGGCCAGGGGCAAAGUGAUUACUCUCAGGACAGCAUGUAUCCUAUGCACAAGCCCAUGGACGGUAUGAAUGACAAGGUAAUGGCAGAUGCGAUGCACUUUGGUCACAUGAAAGGUGUGGGCAUGAGAUCUCUGCACAGUGGGAUGGGCCCUCCACAGAGUCCCAUGGACCAGCACAGCCAAGGUUACAUGUCACCACAUCCAUCCCCCAUGGGUGUGCAUGAGCAUGCUCCUAGCCCAAUGUCAGGAGGUACAGGAGGUGGGGGGCCCACACCUCCCCACAUGCCACCCUCACAAUCAGGUCAGAUGAUGUCCAUGGAUCCCCAGGGAGGCAUGGCCAAUAUGUCCAACAUGGGCCAGCAGGGGCGGGGACCCUCUGCUUUUAGCCCAGUCCAGCUGCAGCAGCUCAGAGCUCAGAUUCUGGCCUGCAAGAUCCUUGGCCGUGGGCAACCUCUGCCUGAAAACCUACAGCUGGCUGUUCAGGGCAAGAGGAGCCUACCCACAAUGCAACAGCAGCAGCAACAACAACAGCAGCAACAACAGCCAGCACCUGGUGGUAGUCCUUAUAACAGGCCCCCAGGUAUGACAAUGGCACCUAUUAGUGGACCCCAGUCAAGCCCCUGCCCAACCCCAGCUAUGCAAGGACACAAUCAAAGCACAGGACCUAAGCCUUGGCCUGAUGGUCAGGGGGCCGAAAAUCAAGCCAAUUCUCAGAAGCACCUCACUCCUGCUUCCAGUGGACGCCCGUCCCCUGUGCCACCUCAGACCACUGCUGUGCCAGCUGGGCCUUUGCCAGGCAGUUCAGUGACCCCUCAGCCUCCUGGACAGCAGGUGUCCCCCAUGCUUCAGAUGCAGCAGAAGCAGAACCGGGUCACACCAAUUCAGAAACCUCAAGGCUUGGACCCAGUUAGGAUCCUUCAGGAACGAGAGUACAGGUUGCAGGCUCGGAUUGCACAUCGAAUCCAGGAACUGGAGAGUCUGCCAGGCUCCCUGCCUCCUGAUCUGAGGACCAAAGCCACAGUGGAACUCAAGGCACUGCGUUUACUCAACUUCCAGCGGCAGCUGAGGCAGGAUGUGGUGGCUUGUAUGAGGCGAGACACGACCCUGGAGACGGCCCUCAACUCCAAGGCGUACAGACGCAGCAAGCGGCAGACACUGAGGGAGGCUCGCAUGACCGAGAAGCUGGAGAAGCAGCAAAAGCUGGAGCAGGAAAAGAAGCGCAGACAAAAACAUCAGGAAUAUCUCAACAGUAUCCUUCAGCAUGCCAAGGACUUCAAAGAGUAUCACCGUUCUGUGUCUGGUAAAAUGCAGAAACUCACACGGGCUAUUGCCAACUGGCAUACCAACACAGAGCGCGAACAGAAGAAGGAGACGGAGAGGAUUGAGAAGGAGAGGAUGAGAAGGCUUAUGGCAGAAGAUGAAGAAGGCUACCGAAAACUAAUUGACCAAAAGAAAGACAAGCGUUUGGCCUACUUGCUGCAGCAGACAGAUGAAUACGUGGCCAACCUCACCACCCUGGUGUAUGAACACAAAGCUGCCCAAGCUGCUAAGGAGAAGAAGAGGAGGAAGAAGAAAAAGAAGAAGGUGGAUGGCGAUGGCGAAGGUACUAGUGCCAUUGGACCUGAUGGAGAGCCCAUGGAUGAGAGCAGCCAGAUGAGUGAGCUGCCAGUCAAAGUGAUUCAGACUGAGACUGGAAAAGUUUUGCAGGGAACGGAUGCUCCCAAAUCCAGUCAGCUGGAGGCCUGGCUUGAGAUGAACCCUGGAUAUGAAGUGGCUCCACGGUCAGACAGCGAGGAGAGUGGUUCUGAGUUUGAGGAGGAGGAGGAAGAGGAGGUUGCGAAGACAGAAACAGAGGAGAAGAAGAUAAUUGAUCCCACUGAAGCUGGAGGAACUACGAAUGAUGUCAAACACGUCAUUGAGACUGCUAAGCAGGACGUGGAUGAUGAAUACAGUGUUCCCACUGGACAAACCUUCUCCCAGUCUUACUAUGGUGUGGCCCACGCCGUCAUUGAAAGGGUGGAUAAGCAGUCGUCACUGCUGAUCAACGGCAUGCUUAAACAUUACCAGAUCCAAGGGCUGGAGUGGAUGGUGUCCCUGUACAACAACAAUCUAAAUGGCAUUCUGGCUGAUGAGAUGGGCCUCGGCAAAACUAUACAAACCAUCGCCCUCAUCACCUACCUGAUGGAGCACAAGAGAAUCAAUGGUCCCUUUCUCAUCAUCGUUCCUCUCUCGACUUUGUCUAACUGGGUUUAUGAACUAGACAAGUGGUCACCCUCAAUUGUGAAAAUUGCCUACAAGGGCACCCCUGCAUUGCGCCGUGGGCUCGUACCUCAGCUCCGCAGCGGUAAAUUCAAUGUCUUGCUGACCACCUAUGAAUACAUCAUCAAGGACAAGCACAUACUGGCCAAGAUUCGUUGGAAAUAUAUGAUUGUGGAUGAGGGUCACAGGAUGAAGAACCACCAUUGCAAGUUGACUCAGGUGCUGAACACCCACUAUGUGGCUCCCCGCCGUCUCCUCCUCACUGGUACACCCCUGCAGAACAAACUUCCCGAGCUAUGGGCCUUGCUCAACUUCCUCCUGCCCACUAUCUUCAAGAGCUGCAGCACCUUCGAGCAGUGGUUCAAUGCACCAUUCGCUAUGACAGGAGAGAGGGUGGACCUAAAUGAGGAGGAAACCAUCCUGAUAAUUCGGCGUUUGCAUAAGGUGCUCCGUCCCUUCCUUCUACGCAGACUAAAGAAAGAGGUGGAGUCUCAGCUGCCAGAGAAGGUGGAGUAUGUCAUAAAAUGCGACAUGUCUGCCAUACAGAAAGUUCUGUAUCGCCACAUGCAGAAAGGAAUCCUUCUCACUGAUGGCUCAGAGAAAGACAAGAAGGGCAAAGGAGGAGCAAAGACCCUGAUGAACACCAUCAUGCAGCUCAAGAAGAUCUGCAACCAUCCCUACAUGUUCCAGCACAUUGAGGAAUCUUUUGCAGAGCACCUUGGCUUUCCAAACGGCAUAAUCAGUGGGCCAGAACUUUAUAGAGCCUCUGGGAAAUUUGAGCUUCUAGAUCGCAUCCUGCCAAAGCUUCAUGCCACCUCACACAGAGUCCUGCUGUUCUGCCAGAUGACCACUCUCAUGACAAUCAUGGAAGACUACUUCAGCUACCGCAACUUUCAGUAUUUACGACUUGAUGGAACCACCAAGGCUGAGGACCGAGCGUUACUGUUGAAGAAAUUUAAUGAGGAAGGAUCUCAGUACUUCAUCUUCUUGCUCAGCACAAGAGCCGGUGGCCUUGGCCUCAACCUGCAGGCUGCUGACACUGUCGUCAUUUUUGACAGUGACUGGAAUCCCCACCAGGACCUUCAGGCUCAGGACCGGGCUCACCGCAUUGGUCAGCAGAAUGAAGUGCGCGUGCUUCGCCUCUGCACUGUCAACAGUGUGGAAGAGAAAAUCCUUGCAGCUGCCAAGUACAAAUUGAACGUGGAUCAGAAGGUCAUCCAGGCUGGCAUGUUUGACCAGAAGUCCUCGGGCCAAGAGCGCCGUGUCUUCCUGCAAGCCAUUUUAGAACACGAGGAGCAGAAUGAGGAAGAAGACGAGGUACCAGAUGAUGAAACCCUCAACCAGAUGAUAGCCCGCAUUGAAGAUGAAUUUGAACUUUUUAUGCGCAUGGACAUGGACAGACGCAGAGAGGACGCCAGAAACCCAAAGCGCAAGCCUCGUCUAAUGGAGGAGGACGAGUUGCCGUCUUGGAUCAUCAAAGACGACGCUGAGGUUGAAAGGCUGACGUAUGAAGAAGAGGAAGAGAAGAUGUUUGGCCGAGGCUCGCGCUGUCGUCGGGAUGUAGACUACAGUGACACCCUGACUGAAAAACAGUGGCUACGGGCGAUCGAGGAUGGAAACCUGGAGGAGAUAGAGGAGGAGAUCCGGCUCAAAAAGCGCAAACGUAAGAGACGUCAGGACAAGGACUCUUCAAGCAGAGAAGAUGGAGGCAGCAAGGCUAAGAAGCGACGUGGAAGGCCACCAGCAGAGAAACUCUCCCCCAACCCUCCUAAACUCACCAAGCAAAUGAAUGCCAUCAUUGAUACAGUAAUCAACUACAGAGAUGGGUCAGGAAGACAACUAAGUGAGGUCUUUGUUCAGCUGCCAUCCCGAAAGGAGCUCCCAGAAUAUUAUGAGUUGAUCAGAAAACCGGUGGACUUCAAAAAGAUCAAAGAACGUGUGAGAAAUCAUAAAUACAGGAGUGUGGGUGACCUGGAGAAGGAUGUGAUGCUGCUCUGUCACAACGCUCAGACUUUCAACUUGGAGGGAUCCCAGAUAUAUGAAGACUCCAUUGUCCUUCAGUCUGUUUUCAAGAGUGCCAGGCAGAAGAUAGCCAAAGAUGAAGAGAGUGAUGAUGACAGCGACGAGGACGAUGAUGAUGAGGACGAGUCAGAGGCUGAAGCCAAGUCAGUGCGAGUUAAGAUCAAGCUGAAUAAGGAGGCGAGGAGCCAUGACAAAGGCAAAAAGAGGCAAAGCCGAGGGAAGGCCAAGCCGGUGGUCAGCGACGAUGACAGUGACGACGACCAGGAUGAUAAUGAUCAGUCGGAUAAGAGUGAUGACGAAUGAGAAGAGGAUGCACAGACAUGUAGCACUUAUAAAGCAACAGACAGUAUCUUCCAUUGUUGUUCUUGUGCAUUUUUAUUAACUUCCUCUUUGUCUGUCCGUAGUGUUUUGUCAUCCUCUCUCCCCCAUUAUGAAAAUGUAUUACUCAUAACCAAUAAGCUACAGCAAUACCAAUCUGCUUAUUAUACUCCUCUUUUUAAAACAAUUUGUAGUAUAUUUUUUAAACGCUGAGCUUUGACUAAGAUUGAAAUUGUGUAUAAAAAAAAAGAAAAGAAAAAUAGAUUUAGUUAUGUUUCACGCGCUUUUGCUUUAUUUGUACUUGCUUGCUUGCACUUAAAGAAAAUGAAAUGUUAACAUCCAAUUUUUAAAAAAAAAAGGUGUAUUAAAAGACAAAUAUAUACUGUAUAUCUAUAGCCAAGGACAUCCAAGUUAGUUUGGAGAACUGGUGUUGAAAAUGGCAAUCAAGUUUUAAAUGUGAUGAUUUAUUCUUUUACCUUGUGCAGUGCCAAAUGUUGAAAUACAAGACAAAAUCAUUAGUUAGAUAAAACUCUGAUC
This is a messenger RNA of Solea solea (common sole), 5487 nucleotides long. It is a transcript of the gene smarca2, whose product is annotated as SWI/SNF related, matrix associated, actin dependent regulator of chromatin, subfamily a, member 2. The transcript has 34 exons. Gene Ontology annotation, biological process: positive regulation of transcription by RNA polymerase II. Gene Ontology annotation, cellular component: nucleus. The coding region runs from base 172 to 4935 and encodes 1587 amino acids. Gene Ontology annotation, molecular function: ATP-dependent chromatin remodeler activity; ATP binding; DNA binding. Lineage: Eukaryota; Metazoa; Chordata; Actinopteri; Pleuronectiformes; Soleidae. The record is from RefSeq and is a predicted model, not a curated record.